CACGUGGUAUCUCUCGGGACUGAAAUUUUUUUCCCCCGUCACACCUUCCUCGAAAAAACCAAAAGAAAAUCCUCUCUCUCUCUGUGCUGGGCUGGGGAUCUGAGUUUCCGCUUCUCAAUGCAUGUUUUUCUCUCUCUAUAAAAAGAGAAUACCAAUUGCUGGCGAGAAGAAGAGGGAGGGAGGAAGAGAGUUCGUAGGCGUUGAUGCAGCAGAAAGGGAGAGCAUUCAACCGCAGAUCCAGGAGCUUCUCCAGAUCUCGCGUUGCCAUCGAGGGUUCAUAGAUCUUACUUCUUCCCCCUGAUUUCUCUCACUCCCUCUGACUCCGUCAAUUCAUCAUUUUAUUCAUCACCUUUCUCCUUUCUCGACCCAUAUCAAAUCCUCAUUCCCAUUCCUGCGACUCUCUCAAACCUCAACAAUGGCUGCCCAGGGAGGAGAACGGGAGAUUCAAAAGAGCUACUGGAUCGAACACUCGGCGGACCUCACCGUCGAGGCCAUGAUGCUCGACUCCAAAGCCGCUGAUCUCGACAAAGAAGAGAGGCCUGAGGUACUCUCUCUGCUUCCACCGUUUGAAGGAAAAUCAGUUCUGGAACUAGGAGCUGGUAUUGGCCGUUUUACUGGUGAAUUGGCUAAGAAGGCCAAUCAGGUUUUAGCUUUGGACUUCAUUGAUAGUGCGAUAAAGAAGAAUGAGAAAAUCAAUGGGCACUAUGGAAAUGUCAAGUUUAUGUGUGCUGAUGUGACAUCCCCAGAUCUACAAAUUUCAGCUGAAUCAAUGGACUUGAUAUUCUCAAAUUGGCUACUGAUGUAUCUUUCCGACAAAGAGGUUGAAUGUCUUGUUGAAAGGAUGGUAAAGUGGCUGAAGGUUGGUGGGUUUAUUUUCUUCAGAGAAUCAUGUUUCCAUCAAUCUGGAGAUUGUAAGCGAAAGAACAACCCAACCCAUUAUCGGGAGCCCAGAUAUUAUACUAAGGUCUUCAAGGAAUGUCAUCUCUGUGAUGGUUCUGGGAAUUCAUUUGAACUCUCCCUUGUUGGCUGCAAAUGCAUUGGGGCUUACGUGAGGAACAAGAAAAACCAAAAUCAGAUUUGCUGGAUAUGGCAGAAAGUCAGUACCGAGGAUGAUAGGGGGUUCCAGAAAUUCUUGGAUAAUGUCCAGUAUAAGCUCAAUGGCAUAUUACGAUAUGAACGCGUCUUUGGGCAGGGUUUUGUUAGCACAGGAGGGAUGGGGACAACAAAAGAAUUUGUUGCAAAGUUGGAUCUUAAGCCUGGCCAGAAAGUCCUGGAUGUGGGCUGUGGCAUUGGUGGAGGUGACUUUUACAUGGCUGAGAGCUUUGACGUGCAUGUUGUCGGCAUUGACCUGUCUAUAAAUAUGGUUUCUUUUGCUUUGGAACGGGCAAUUGGGCUCAACUGUUCAGUUGAAUUUGAGGUUGCUGAUUGCACCAAGAAAUCAUAUCCUGACAACUCAUUUGAUGUGAUCUACAGUCGUGACACAAUUCUCCACAUUCAAGAUAAACCUGCAUUGUUCAAAUCAUUUUACAAGUGCUUAAAGCCAGGUGGAAAAGUUCUUAUCAGUGAUUACUGCAAGAGUGCUGAACCUCCAUCGCUAGAAUUUGCGGCCUACAUCAAGCAAAGAGGAUAUGAUCUGCACAGUGUCGAAGCAUAUGGCCAGAUGCUUAGAGAUGCUGGUUUUGAUGAGGUCGUUGCAGAGGACCGAACAGAUCAGUUCAUGAAGGUUCUUCAGAUGGAGCUAAACGCAGUUGAGAAGGAUAAGAAAGAAUUCAUCGAAGACUUCUCUGAAGAGGAUUAUAACGAAAUAGUUGGCGGGUGGAAUGCAAAGUUGAUCCGUAGUUCAUCCGGUGAGCAGAGGUGGGGGCUUUUUAUUGCAAAGAAAAAUUGAUGCCCGCCUAUGUUUGGUGUUCUGUUCUGUUUGUUGCUUCUAUGUGUGUUUGGUUGUGGAACUUGCCAUCCGAAUAAAAUUGGGACUAUUGGAGUCCCGUAGUUUAUGGAGUCUCAACAGUAGUAUCUAUGUAGCCUCGGUUGUUGAGGACGUAUUUUAUGAUGUCUUGGUUGAAUCCCGGUUUGGAUAGACCCCAUGUUGUUGGUUAUGUUACUGUAGAAUGCGAAGUUUUAGUUGAAUCUGAAAUAAACUUGUGGUAGUGCAAUUAAAGCCUCAUUUCGAUACA
Rhododendron vialii is the source of this 2174-nucleotide messenger RNA. Its product is annotated as phosphomethylethanolamine N-methyltransferase-like. Gene Ontology annotation, biological process: phosphatidylcholine biosynthetic process. Lineage: Eukaryota; Viridiplantae; Streptophyta; Magnoliopsida; Ericales; Ericaceae. Bases 416 to 1888 code for a protein of 490 amino acids. The record is from RefSeq and is a predicted model, not a curated record. The transcript has 12 exons. Gene Ontology annotation, molecular function: phosphoethanolamine N-methyltransferase activity.